Messenger RNA from Metarhizium brunneum ARSEF 3297, 213 nucleotides. RefSeq lists its product as uncharacterized. The record is from RefSeq and is a predicted model, not a curated record. NCBI's taxonomy places the organism in Eukaryota, Fungi, Ascomycota, Sordariomycetes, Hypocreales, Clavicipitaceae.
AUGCAGAUCUUUGUCGCCAGUCUCCAGGCCGUAAACCUCCUCAUCUUGAGCCCCGUAGAUGAAGGCCAUCUUUGCGGGUGGGACUCUUUCCAAGCCAGUCCAGCGGCCUCGCCAGGAUCUGUCGCUUCUCGACUCUUUAUUGCUUCGCGAGGUAUCGGUACCCCAUGGGUUAUCAAGAAUAUUCCACAACACCCCAAGGUUCUUGCCGCUUAG